This is a messenger RNA of Ctenopharyngodon idella (grass carp), 1804 nucleotides long. RefSeq names its product histamine receptor H2a (gene hrh2a). Gene Ontology annotation, cellular component: dendrite; membrane. The record is from RefSeq and is a predicted model, not a curated record. Gene Ontology annotation, biological process: chemical synaptic transmission; G protein-coupled receptor signaling pathway, coupled to cyclic nucleotide second messenger. NCBI's taxonomy places the organism in Eukaryota, Metazoa, Chordata, Actinopteri, Cypriniformes, Xenocyprididae. Gene Ontology annotation, molecular function: G protein-coupled serotonin receptor activity; neurotransmitter receptor activity.
UGUGUGUGUGUGUGUGUGUGUGUGUAAGAGAGAGCGCGUGUGUGUGUAGAGAGAGAGAGAAGGGCAAGAGCAACAGAAGAAUGAAGGUCGUCCAAGCCCUGGUGCCUUUGAGGCUUUUAGAAGACCACAGCUGAAAGAGCUUACAGUUGCCGAUGGAUGUAAGUGUAUGCUUUAAACAAAUGCCGCGCAUGUCGUGGAGACUGACGAAGACCGUGGAAAAGCUCUAGAUGGCAGAUGCAAGGACAAGGAGAGAGAAAAAUUGUAGUACCUCACUAUGACCAGCAGAGGCCGACACACUUCAGUCUAACAGAGAUCUGGGACAAGAAUAUAGUUGGAUGGAAAGUGGAUGGAUGAACAGAUGGAUGAAUGGAGGUGGUGGACGUACCCUGGAGUGUGGAAGGAGACCGUUGGGAAUAUACACCGGAGACCUUUUUAAACAUCUUGACCUACAAGUAUUGCAUUGCAGCAUUCCUGGUGUUUCUCUUCCAAUAAAACUGUGAAGAAAAUCACGCUUUUGAGCUAAAAAAAAAAAAAAAAAAAUGCCUUGCAUUUUGAACAUCUUGACCUACAAAAAUUGCAUUGCAUUUGGCAGAUGCAAAUAUGUGCGUUCCCUGGAAUCAAACGCAAAACCUAGAGUCUACCUAGUGUUUCUCUACCGAUAAAACUGAAGAAAAUAAUCGCAGUUAAACAAAGAAUGACAUCUCAGAUAGCGCUAGCUGUAACGCUCUCCGUUCUUAUCCUUCUCACAGUCAGUGGGAAUAUUUUGGUUUGUCUGGCUGUAUACUCUACGAGACGCCUGCGUAACGUCACCAACUGCUUCAUCGUCUCGCUAGCAAUUACAGACUUUCUACUGGGUGCCCUCGUGCUGCCAUUUUCCACACUUUACCAAGUUACGGGCGAUUGGCCACUGGGGGCGCACUUCUGCAACAUCUACAUUUCGUUGGAUGUCAUGCUAUGCACUGCCUCCAUACUCAAUCUCUUCGCUAUCAGCUUGGAUCGUUACUUUGCGGUCACCGCUCCGCUGCGCUACCCAAUGCUUCUGCUUCCGUGGCGCGUCGGUGUGAUUUUAGCGACAAUCUGGCUGGUUUCGGUGGGCGUUUCAUUUGUCCCCAUCCACCUGGGCUGGAAUACACGAGACUUGAGCGUGCAAAAUAUUCGAGAGGGCGACCCUGCGCGAGACUGCCGAUUCGAGUUAAAUCCAACGUACGUAUUGGUCGACGCCUUCGCGACAUUUUAUCUCCCCCUGGUGGCCAUGUGCUGGAGCUACCACCGAGUUUUUCUCAUUGCAAGGAUGCAGGCGAAACGAAUCAUUUCUACUCGACGGGGUUCGUCGUCAUCACCAGGGGCGACGAUUCUUGCACUGCGCGAACAUAAAGCCACAGUGACACUUGCGGCGGUGCUGGGUGCAUUCGUGGUGUGCUGGUUCCCAUAUUUCACGUUUUUCACGAUAAUGGGGAUACGCAAUGAAGACAAUCCGCCACGGACGGCGCAGUCGGUGGUGCUUUGGCUAGGAUAUGCAAACUCAGCGCUAAAUCCCGUACUUUACGCCAUGCUCAACAGAGACUUCAGGUCCGCUUACACCAAGCUGCUCUGUGGAGGACGAGGAUGUAAAACACGGACGAGAACACCGAUAUCGGCAAUGGAGGUGGGGCUAAUGAGUACACAAGCCCCUCCUCCACAAAUGGUGGGGCUUCGGCCUAGAGCUUGUGUGCUGCUGCAAGAGAUUGAAAACGGGAAGAGGAUCGAUAGCAACACAACGACUGGUGCUACAGUUACCAUUGUAGCUAAUGGGAAUAAAAGGUAG